AACGCUUGGAACCAAACCAAAUCCCAGAAAAUCGCACCAAUGUCAGAGCCUCCAAACCCAAAACCCAGGCUCGUAAUCUGCGUAGGCGACAUCCACGGCUUCGUAACGAAGCUGAAAAAUCUAUGGUCGAACCUCGAACGCAGCAUCGAACGAUCCGAAUUCGAAACUGCCACCGUAAUCUUCCUCGGCGACUACUGCGACCUCGGUCCCGACACCCGCCUCGUCAUCGAUUUCCUCGUGGCGUUGCCCUCCCGUUACCCGCGGCAGAAGCACGUCUUCCUUUCCGGCAACCAUGACCUGGCCUUCGCCGCCUACCUCCACCUCCUGCCGCCACCUCCGAACGGGAAGCCGUUCUCGGAUGGGUGGAAGGAUUACCCGUCGCAGGAGGAAUUUGAAGGGUGGUUCAGUGGUGAGGGGUUCGAGAAUAUGCACGUGCAAGGUCGAAGGUGGAGUGGUAAGAUGAAGCAUCCUUUUAAGACUUUGGAGACGGAGUAUCAAGGAUCGGUUUACGACGCUAGGCCAACCUUUGAAUCCUAUGGAGUUCCCCAUGGUUCCGCUGGUUCGCCUCUCUUGUUCUUGGCUUUGCCUACCACUGAUUGUUUUCGUCUUCUUUUCCUUUCCUGCCAAUUCAAUUUACUUAUUACUACUUACAUUGAAAGAAAAAGAUUUUAA
Molecule: messenger RNA, 672 nt
Organism: Vigna umbellata (rice bean)
Lineage: Eukaryota; Viridiplantae; Streptophyta; Magnoliopsida; Fabales; Fabaceae
Source: RefSeq, a predicted model, not a curated record